Seminavis robusta is the source of this 2018-nucleotide messenger RNA. NCBI's taxonomy places the organism in Eukaryota, Bacillariophyta, Bacillariophyceae, Naviculales, Naviculaceae. The record is from the annotation of a GenBank genome assembly.
CUUCCUAUCUCCGAUCGGAACAUGGAUUUAACACUUUACUCUUUACUUUACUUUGGUCGCCAGACCAUUCAAAUCCGAACAUUGCCUUGAUUUCUGGGCUCCAUGCCUGCCCCCAGCUUCGAACCUGGCACAAGUAACAGUAGUUGAUGUAAGUACCGGUAAGUCACCAUGAAAAGCGAUGUGCCCUUUUUCCCAUUGGUGGUCCUCCAAGCUCCCUUUCUAUCGCUGCUGCCGUGGUUCGUAACAAGUUUUUGAGGUUAUUGGUACCUGGACUUAAUGCAUAGCCGGGAGAGGAGCGAGCCCGCCCUCGAAUGGAGCCUUGGAAGCUGCCUCGGAGGAGAUUCAAGGGUCGUGCAAAAUCCCAGCUUAGUACUGGCGCUACAGGGACCCCCGUAGGCUGCUCUGCGUUCUGACACUCCACUCCUUUCCAGUGCCAUCGACGAGGGGGCGUCCGAUCCUGACAUCCUCUGCCUGCCCUUGCAGCUUCAGCAACCAGGCAACAAAUCAGCUACGGUAAGCCUUAAAAAAUCUCACAAUCUCCCCACCUCUUCAUCACACCUCCGCUUACGAGCAUUAGUAUCCCGCCACCACGACGUUCCAUCUCAUCAGUAACUAACUGUUAGUUAGUUCACCAUGACUUCUCGAGUAUCAACAACCAACAUUGACAGUCUGAAUUCCUUCAACCCCAGUGGUCAUUCCAAGCCUAAGGAGACUCUCCGAAGAGGCACCUGGACCGUGGAGGAGGAACAGUAUGUUGCCUGCCUCAUUGAAGAGUUCAAGCAAGGUCACAUUCCUCUGAAGGAAGGAAUGAGCCUCCGCUGUUUCUUGGCCAAGAUGGUCCACUGUAACCCCAAGCGCAUCAGUAAGAAGUUUGAAGGCAGCAACUACAACGGCAAGCAGCUGUACGAGCAAAGUGACAAAGACUUGGACCCCACUGAAGCACUCGAACGCCGCACCAAGCUUCAGGCGCUGGAAGACAAAUUCGAAGACAGUGUCACGGCCCUCAGGGCAGCUGAAGACUCACGCGGCACAGGAAUUGAUUCCUCUCUGCGCGUGGACAGCAUCAAUCUCUUUCCUUCGUCGGCUCACCAUCGUUCUCUUCUCUCGGGGGCUGCUGCGGGUCUCUCUGGUUCCAAUCUUCUCGGUAGUGACACCAGCUGGUUGCGAGCAGCUUUGGCCAACCCAGGCGGAAUGAGUCUGGGAGCAACUGCUGCUGGCCUUGGACUUGGUGGCGGCGGUGGUGGUCUGAACUCCCUUGGAAGAGGCCUGGACCAUUCCACGCUUCUCGCCGCUGGCUUGGGAUCGUUGGAACCCAAUCCGCUACCAAUGGGUGCUGACAGCCUUGGCAACAUGGCUCGGUUCUCAAACAGCCGUUCUUCUCAAGUCGGAGUAGAUGUCUCUGGCGAAUCAAGUCGCUUCAAGAACAGUCUCUCGGAUCCAUCCUUGGCCGUCAACAUCCCUCCAGGUAUCUCCAUGGCAUCCCUUCAGGGUGGUCCAUCAGCUAUGACUGGAGGAUUGGGCGGCGGCAGUCUGCAGGCAUCGAUAGGAUUCCCGUCUUUACCUGGGUUUUCAGCUGGCAUGGGCUUUAGUGGUGGCACCGCCGAUGGAGGUCUUGCGCAAGAUAUUUUGCACCAGCAAUUGAUGACAGCCAAUGCCCCCGCUGGCUCUGCGAAUCACGAAGACAACACCCGCCGCCGACUCAUGAAUCUAUUGUCUCAGCCAUCGUCUUCAGAAGCGCAGAUCAAACGCAACAGUUUGGCGAUGAUGGGUGCUCAAGAUGUGCUUUCCGGCAAUGCCAAGAAACGCCGAUUCUACUAGGUCGUAACAGGCGCCUGAACAAGUUGUCCGGGGUAGCGGCAGCUUCUUGCAUGGAUCGAUAUCGGUGAAUGGAAUAUAUGUUAUUUUUCUUGUCUAUACGUAUCCAGUCCGUUCUAAAGAGAAACACAUGUACAUACCGGUAGUCCUUUACAAUCAAUCAUGCAUGGAUAAUACAAUUUAUAGUCCUUUUGUUAAGGUUU